Talaromyces amestolkiae is the source of this 897-nucleotide messenger RNA. RefSeq lists its product as uncharacterized. The record is from RefSeq and is a predicted model, not a curated record. Gene Ontology annotation, molecular function: oxidoreductase activity. The coding region runs from base 1 to 897 and encodes 298 amino acids. The transcript has a single exon. Lineage: Eukaryota; Fungi; Ascomycota; Eurotiomycetes; Eurotiales; Trichocomaceae.
AUGGCCGAAAUGACAGAGAAAAAGAAAAGCAAGGAAAAUGAAUUUCAUUUUGAUGAGGUUUCUGAAAAGAAGCCAGUCGAGCUAAGCUUGACACCAACAGACGAGAUACUCGACUCACUCGAAAACACACACAAUGUGCAGAAAAUCGUACGCGAGGGAGUCUUGCUUGCAACGGGCGCUGCUGCAAUCCUUCUUCAGGUAGCCAUGCCGGGAGUCGCCAAAGGCGUCGACAACCACAGCAGUUUUGCCUACCGCCCAUUGGACCGAUUGCGUACCACGCUCACCUACGUGUACUGCAUGGCGUUCGGCACCAAACAGGAAAAGAAAUUUAUCAUUGAAAUGGUCAAUCGCGCACACUCGACUGUGCGUGGCCCGGACUACUCCGCUGACGACGUAGAGUUGCAGAUGUGGGUAGCAGCAACGCUUUAUGCAAGCGGCAUCUUCAUCUAUGAAGAGGUAUACGGGGCCAUUGAGCCUAGUAAGGCUGAUAAGAUCUACGAAGAAUACUCCGUUCUCGCUGUAUCUCUGAGAGUGCCGCGGUCGCGCUGGCCCAAAGACCGCAAGGAAUUCUGGGCAUACUGGCACAAGACAAUCGACAAACUCGAAAUCACCGAUCAUGCGAGAACCAUCGCCAAUGACUUGCUUUACAACCAACAUCUGUUUCUUCCCUUGCGUCUGGGACUGCUUCCCAUUGUGCGCAUUAUGACUGCACAAAUGUUGCCUGAACCUAUUCGUGAAGGCUAUGGGUUGAAGUCAGGUCGCCUGCGACGCACAACUUAUAAAACCAUCAUUCUCGGAGCCAAGAUUGCAUAUCCUGUCAUUCCAAAGUUUGUCCGAACACUUCCGGUCAAAUAUUACAUGAGAGACAUGCGCAAACGGAUGAGGAACAUGGUUUAA